Archocentrus centrarchus (flier cichlid) is the source of this 1618-nucleotide messenger RNA. It is a transcript of the gene vps28, whose product is annotated as VPS28 subunit of ESCRT-I. Gene Ontology annotation, biological process: protein transport to vacuole involved in ubiquitin-dependent protein catabolic process via the multivesicular body sorting pathway. The coding region runs from base 87 to 758 and encodes 223 amino acids. The record is from RefSeq and is a predicted model, not a curated record. Gene Ontology annotation, molecular function: protein-containing complex binding. NCBI's taxonomy places the organism in Eukaryota, Metazoa, Chordata, Actinopteri, Cichliformes, Cichlidae. The transcript is spliced from 10 exons. Gene Ontology annotation, cellular component: ESCRT I complex.
ACGUCUACUGGUCCACGCGUAGAGGGUGUGUUUACAUUGACGUCAUCGUAGCUUUUUUCGACAGGGUCACGUUUUAAUACAUCAUCAUGUUCCAUGGGAUACCAGUCUCUGGAGGAGUAGGAGGAGCUCCAGCAAAUAAACCUGAGCUAUACGAGGAGGUGAAAUUAUACAAAAAUGCAAGGGAACGAGAAAAGUAUGACAACAUGGCAGAGUUGUUUGCUGUCGUCAAAACGCUGCAGGCCCUGGAGAAGGCUUACAUCAAAGACUGUGUAACACCUAAUGAGUACACCGCCUCAUGCUCCAGACUCUUGGUUCAGUAUAAGGCUGCUUUCAAACAGGUGCAGGGCUCUGACGUGGGCUCCAUCGAUGACUUCUGCAGGAAAUACAGACUUGACUGCCCGCUGGCAAUGGAACGGAUCAAGGAGGAUCGACCAAUCACCAUCAAGGAUGACAAGGGCAACCUGAACCGCUGCAUUGCAGAUAUAGUUUCACUCUUCAUCACUGUGAUGGACAAGCUGAGACUGGAGAUCAGGGCCAUGGAUGAGAUUCAACCAGACCUGAGGGAACUGAUGGAAACUAUGAACAGAAUGAGUAACAUGCCUCCAGACUCAGAGGCCAAGGACAAAGUCAGUCUCUGGUUGACCACCCUGAGCAGCAUGUCGGCCUCAGAUGAGUUGGAUGAUAAUCAGGUGCGCCAGAUGCUCUUUGAUCUGGAAUCGGCCUACAACGCCUUCAACCGCUUCCUCCACUCCUCUUAAAGCGCCUCUAUACAUCUCGGAUAAAUCUGUCUGGAAUUCUGACUCUAAAACCUGUUAAGUUAAAAGAAGAAGAUCGCUGCUUUCUGUGGAUUUACGUCCCUUUCACCCUGUUCUUCUCAUCUUGCUGUAAAAUUCGUUUCUAUGUUCUUUAAUCAAAUUGUGUACAGUUCUGACUGCUGCCAUGUAUACUUCACUGUUUUGGGUACAUCUCAACCAGCUGGGCUCGCACUGUUGUGUAAACUGCUUAUUCCAUUUUUUUAAUCCAAACUUGUGUGAUAAAAGCAUUAACAGUGGCUGUUUGACAAAACAGUUCAGAGAACUUUGUACUGUAACAUCGAAAAAGACUAUUUUAUACACAUAAUUUGCAGCACACCAAUAAAGAAACAUGAUACAGUAUAUUUGGAAAUAUCUUCAUAAUAAUAGAUUUUUUUUUUCUUUUUCAUACUCUAUGUUUUCAGCUUCCACAUAUGGUUUUGUUCAGUUUCAGUUUGUUUUGUACUAACAGGUUUUAACUUUAGUAUCAGAUAAUUUUAAUUAAAACAAUUAUUUGGGCUUAAAGAUAAUUAGAACAUAGUUCAAAUUAUUUCUCAUACUGAAACUAAGGUGAAAGCGAAUAGUUUUGAUUUUCUGCCCCUCUCUCUUCUCAUGUCUAAUCCAUAUUUCCUUUUAACUAAAGGGGUCAUCAAGUGGGCAGCAAACGAGGCGAACACACAGUCUCCUUUGUUGUUUACUAAAUAUGUUUCAGCCCCCAAACACCAUAGGGAGAACAUAUUUAUUAAGAUGUAUCAUUGUAAAUAAUAGGUUUGAUUUUUAAAUAAAAGCAUGUAACACCUUUUUCGAAAUAAACUUUAAAAGAAUAA